Aspergillus ochraceoroseus IBT 24754 is the source of this 1901-nucleotide messenger RNA. Its product is annotated as O-acetylhomoserine aminocarboxypropyltransferase/cysteine synthase family protein. The record is from RefSeq and is a predicted model, not a curated record. NCBI's taxonomy places the organism in Eukaryota, Fungi, Ascomycota, Eurotiomycetes, Eurotiales, Aspergillaceae. Gene Ontology annotation, molecular function: transferase activity, transferring alkyl or aryl (other than methyl) groups; pyridoxal phosphate binding. Gene Ontology annotation, biological process: transsulfuration. The coding region runs from base 164 to 1459 and encodes 431 amino acids. The transcript has 6 exons.
AUCAAUUUGGUCACUGUCUCAAUCACGCAACUAUCCCCCCUCAGAACCCUCAUUCCCCCGCAUAUAUAUAAUAACAUGGACUUUGCCCCUCUCCCUCCUCUCAUUGUCUUCAACCCUCCUGUCCAUCUUUGAUUACUGAGAUAGCCUUGGUUCUUUCUUCAUCAUGUCCAACCUCCCACAGUCCCAUUUCGAGACUCUCCAGCUCCAUGCAGGUCAUGAGCCCGACUCUGCUACCAAUUCUCGUGCGGUCCCAAUCUAUGCAACGACCUCGUACACCUUCAAUGACUCCGCACACGGUGCCAGGCUCUUUGGCUUCAAAGAGUUUGGCAACAUCUACAGCCGUAUGAUGAAUCCCACUGUCGACGUCUUCGAGAAGCGUAUCGCUGCCUUGGAAGGUGGUGUUGCUGCGGUUGCUGCAUCUUCCGGCCACGCUGCUCAGUUCAUGGCCAUCUCCGCCCUUGCCCAUGCUGGAGACAACAUUGUAGCCACCAGCAACUUGUACGGCGGCACUUACAACCAGUUCAAGGUCUUCUUCCCGCGUGUAGGAAUUAAUACCAAGUUUGUCCAAGGCGACGGCGCUGAGGCCAUUGCUGCUGCCAUCGAUGACCGUACCAAGGCUGUAUAUGUCGAGACCAUUGGCAACCCACGGUACAAUGUGCCCGACUUUGAAGCUAUAGCCAAAGUUGCCCACGAGAAGGGCGUUCCCGUAGUGGUCGACAACACCUUCGGUGCUGGUGGUUACUAUUUCAGACCGAUCGACCACGGCGCUGACAUUGUAGUGCACAGCGCAACCAAGUGGAUUGGUGGACACGGUACAACUAUCGGAGGCGUGGUCAUUGAUAGCGGCAAGUUCGACUGGGGUAAGCACGCGGCACGGUUCCCCCAGUUUACUGAGCCCUCCGAGGGCUACCACGGUCUGAAGUUCUGGGAAACCUUUGGCCCAAUCUCCUUUGCGAUUCGGGUCCGUCUUGACAUCCUCCGUGACCUCGGCUCUACGUUGAACCCCUUCGCUGCCCAGCAGCUCCUCCUGGGUCUGGAGACCCUAAGUCUCCGUGCUGAGCGUCACGCCACCAACGCCAUCGCCCUCGCAAACUGGCUCAAGCAGAACGAGUACGUCAGCUGGGUCUCGUACCCUGGCCUGGAAGAACACCCCAGCCACGCAACUGCCAAACGCUAUCUGAAGCGCGGCUUUGGUGGAGUUCUCUCCUUUGGCGUGAAGGGAGGCGCAGCCGUCGGCAGCAAGGUCGUUGAUAACUUCAAGCUGAUCUCCAACCUCGCAAAUGUCGGAGACUGCAAAACUCUUGCCAUCCACCCCUGGACCACCACCCACGAACAACUGACCGAACAAGAACGCCUAGGCUCCGGUGUGACCGAAGACGCUAUCCGGAUCUCUGUCGGAACCGAGCACAUCGACGACAUCAUUGCUGAUUUCGAGCAAUCUUUCCAGGCUAGUUUCUAACGCCCAGGCCGUGGAAUCUGAAUCCGAAUAACCCAUACAUAACCCCCAUUGACAAUUUGAGGCGUCUUUCUUCGUUCAUAAUAAUAAUAAUAAUAAUCACUAUCUGUUCAUUUCGUUUCAUUUCUACCCAAGGCCUCCUUCCUACUUAUUCUACAUGCAAUAAUUCAAGUUCGUUUCUCUCUAUCCAUAGACGCCCUGUCUUUGUCUUCAUUUUAGAUACCAAGUAUGUACUUCAUUCAUACAUAUGUAAAACAGGCAAGGAAAGGUAAACACUAGUUAGUACUUAAUAAUAUUGAGUAACUAACUAACUAACAGUUAUAAAGUAUGCCUAUUCAUACACUACCAUAUACAUGUAUAUAUGCAUAUCUCUCUAUGUAGAGUACUGUACUUCCCUACUCAAUUAGCUAAUAGUUAAUCUAGAAUGCAGAGUCCCAACUACUAG